AUGACCUGCGUUACUCUUGUGCUUCUGGAUAUGUCUUCCGCUCUGACUUCCACACCAUCCGCGCCUUCAUCACCUUUCCAUAUCCCUUCACGCCAGUACUCUUACUCCAGAUCGCCCAGGGCAUCGCCGCGACUCUACGCAGCCUCGCCCAAACGUGGACCGAGGACCGCGACCCCCACCGCCGCGACGUCGGCUCCAAGACAGCUCAAGGAGCAGCAGCUCGCAGGUAGUGAGCCGGCGGUAGGAGGAGCGUCCAAGGGCUACGUGGAUGCCGGCACGCAGUACAGCCCGGACGGAUUUCCACCUACCGCUGGUCGCAACGUGGCUGUCUCCACCGCUUCCCAAUUACAGCCUCCGGGCUCGGCGGGCAGCGCGAAGAAGAGAAAGGAAAGCGGGCGGUCCGAAUCGCCGUCGCGACAGCAGAUGAGUGGGGCAGAUGAGCCUGCGCGAAGCAGUACUCAGGCAGCAGCCACACCAGGGGAACCUGAUGCACGACGAGACCCAAGUGCGGUCGCUACGCCUGAAGCGAAUAGUUCUGCUCGACCAGCAUCUUCUACAGCAGGUCUACCGCAACGGGCAGCAGCACCGCAAGACCCAGAGCCUGAAGAAGCUCGCUCAACCCAUGGCCACUCAUCUGCGCCCAAGAGAUCUAGACCUGACCCAGCCACAGUCAAACAAAUGCCUCGCCAGUACUGGACCUGCAACCCAAAGGACUUAGGUGUACUCAUAUCCAACAUGCUCAUGGAACUCAUACGGCUGAAUGACAGAAUACCACUUAGAGAUGGACGACUAACUCGUUUCCACUCGCGAGCACCACCUGGAAUAAGUGUGCAAGAUUACCUCCAACGUCUCAUCCAGCACGCAACCCUCUCACCACCAAUAUUACUCAGCAUGGUAUAUUACAUCGAUCGGUUGUGUGCGCUAUACUCUGCAUUCACAAUCAACAGUCUAACGGUCCAUCGUUUCCUGAUCACGGCAGCGACGGUCGCCGCCAAAGGCCUUAGUGACUCCUUCUGGACGAACCCAACCUACGCCAGGAUUGGUGGUAUUCCUGUCACCGAGCUGGCGACGUUGGAACUCGAAUUUCUGCAGAAAGUGCAGUGGAAGAUUGUGCCGAAGCCCGAGAAUCUGGAGGAUUAUUAUAAGAGUUUAGUCGAUCGCACGGAAGGAUUUGAGCUUGAGCCGGGAAGUUCUGGGAGUAGUAGUAUUGAUGAAAGUGAGGGGAGUGGAGGGAGUGCAGACGGAGAUGCGGGUGAAGAUGCGCAGAUGGUUGACAAGCCUGCAUGA
This is a messenger RNA of Recurvomyces mirabilis, 1287 nucleotides long. RefSeq names its product Pho80p cyclin (gene PHO80). The record is from RefSeq and is a predicted model, not a curated record. Gene Ontology annotation, molecular function: protein kinase binding; cyclin-dependent protein serine/threonine kinase regulator activity. Bases 1 to 1287 code for a protein of 428 amino acids. The transcript has 2 exons. NCBI's taxonomy places the organism in Eukaryota, Fungi, Ascomycota, Dothideomycetes, Mycosphaerellales, Teratosphaeriaceae. Gene Ontology annotation, biological process: regulation of cyclin-dependent protein serine/threonine kinase activity. Gene Ontology annotation, cellular component: nucleus; cyclin-dependent protein kinase holoenzyme complex.